AUGCGCGUCCUGCACUGCCUUCUUACGGUUCUAACCUGGUGCCUAGGCACGGGGGCUAUGGAGUGUUUAAAGAUGCUUUGUCAUCAGACCAACACUUCUGAUUGUCAUCCCUGUGUGGGCCUGAACUCAGAGCAGUUAUCUCGAUGGCAUCGUUACCUUGAUGCAAUUCUGAGUGACUGGAGAGAUACCUCACACAUGCCCUCCUACUACGAAGAAAUCCGUAACCAACCGCUAUGCUGUACCCUCGGGGAAAAUGACACAUGUCAUCUCAGCCUUAUCUACGAGCCGAAAGUUGAUCCUACGCGGCUAUAUGAUCUUAAAUGCAUGGAGGGCGAUGAUAUGUGGACCCAGUUUCGAUGUACCUCCGGUCACAACACCCGGUGUUGUAGAGGGAAUUUCUGCAAUCUACCAACGGAUAAGGAGGUCGAUACAGUAACUCGGGAAACACCCCAGCGGUUGCACUUGAUUGUGGUUGGUGUCAUUUUGGCUCUAUUCCUACUGUUACUUCUCGUUGGAAUUCUACUAUUCUCUCGCUACAAACGUGAGUCUGGUCACUCAAAAGCAAGGCGCAACUCACAGAGCUCUCCCUCGGGCACCUGCGCGUGGAUAUCGAACCCUAAUGGCCUAGGUUCAGCUGGUGAUCCUCUAAUCACCAAGAACACUGUCCCUUCCAUCGCAGCCAGUUUUGGCACUCAGCAGGGCAUCUACCUCAGCGGUCCGCCUUCAAUGAUAACCUCAUUGGGCAGCGGCAGUGCUACCACGAACAUACCGAACCCCUCCUUUAACAACAACCCAAGCUUUACAAUUCCCGUGCCAAAGGUAUCCGACGUUAUUUCUCGCGGCGGCGGCAACACUACAGCAACGACGACGAACUCCUAUGCACUGGGAUCUGGCUCUGGAACCAUAGUGAGCAGUCAACUGAUGGGCAGUGCUGGCAGAGUUUCUGGGAUGCCGAUCCAACAAGAGAUCUCUCUCCGCGCUUUGCUCGACGCAACUGGUAGCGGCUCCGGCUCUGGCCUGCCGUUACUCGUUCAGCGAACCGUAGCUCGACAAGUCCAACUGGAGGAGCGUAUUGGCGAGGGUCGCUACGGUGAAGUUUGGAGGGGCACUUGGCAGUGUGAUCAAGUGGCGGCCAAAAUCUUCUCCAGUCGAGACGAAAACUCUUGGGCCAGGGAGAUUCAAAUCUAUCAGACGGUGAUGCUACGCCAUGCCAACAUUUUGGGCUUCAUCGCAGCGGACAACAAGGACAACGGUCUCUCCACUGAGCUCUGGCUUAUAACGGAGUACCACCGCUUAGGCUCCCUAUACGACUUUCUGCAGAGUCAUGCACUCAACGCGUAUGCGCUGAUUCGUAUGGCCUCCUCCAUUGUCAACGGACUGGCUCACCUACACAUGGAAAUAACUGGAACCCAGGUAUCGGAAAAGUUUUCAUUAAAGUUCAUCCCUGAGAUUCUUUGCACAAGACAGUCUGUCAGCCGGGUCUGCUUUUUUAACUCCCUGUCGGUAGGCUUCGUGACUGGGCUACUAUACCCCACUAUCAGCUUGAGCCCUAUUCUUAAAUGCUGUGGUUUAAAAAGCUGCAAACAUCUUUUUAAACACAGCCUUUCUUAG
Molecule: messenger RNA, 1611 nt
Organism: Dibothriocephalus latus
Lineage: Eukaryota; Metazoa; Platyhelminthes; Cestoda; Diphyllobothriidea; Diphyllobothriidae
Source: the annotation of a GenBank genome assembly